AUGAGCGCAUCUGCUGGAACCCCCAACGGCCCCCCUCACCCCCAUCCGCAUGGCCCUCCGCGGCCCCAAAAGGCGAAUCCGCUGCGUCCUCUUCGCAAGAAGCCAAACCCACUCGUCGCAUCGUCUCGCAAGCCGCCGCCCAAACCCAGUCAACCGCCUCUGAAUGGCGCGCCAUCAUCUUCAGCGCAGGGUGCCGCGAACGGAGCAAAGCUCAAUGCUGAAGAGAUACGGAGUCAGUACGGCGGAUGGAGCGAGCCGCCGCCCAAUUACCCUUAUAACGACAUCCCGAUCAUGACCACCAAAAAAGCCCUUCUCGAUGGAAUUCGCUAUCACCUCAUGAAGUUCUCUCAGACCAAGCUGGGUGAGAAGCCCAUUGAUCCGACAGACCAGGAGGAAUUUGCCCGACCCGUUACUCUGCAUCGGCGUGAUGCCCGCCAACCUCCCCCCGGAAGAGCCGUCAAGGUGGAGGAACCUGAACGCCCCCCGGUGGAUGAGCAAGAGGCGGAAAGACUGGCACAGGCAAAGGCGGAGAGGGAAGCCCAGAGAGCCAUCGACCAAGCCAAGAUUGCGCCUGUUGCCAAGGAAGUGGUCAGCAAGCGCCCGAAGAAGCAAAAGGAGGAGAAAACAAUGUUCAAUCGGGCCCCGAAAACGUCCGCGGCGAAGAAGGAGUCAGACCUGAGAUAUGAAGAGGCUCUGCCUUGGCAUCUGGAAGACGCGGAUGGGAAGAACGUCUGGGUAGGCAGUUAUGUGGCUGCUCUCUCCGAAUCUAGCGUUGCAUUCAUGAUCGAUGGAUCGGUUUUCCGCAUGAUUCCACUGGAGAAAUGCUACAAGUUCAACUCUAAGCCGCCGUUUCAACCGUUUACCAUAGAUCAGGCCGAGGCUUUCAUGAACCGCAAGGUUGAUGUCGGCCGUUGGGUCAUGAAGGACGAGGAGAAGAAGGCUAACCAGAACGAUCUUGAAGCAACGCGUCGGCUGCUGUACGGACGGGGUCAGAUGAUCAAAGCUGAAAGCGACACCUUCAAGGCGGCUUCGCGCGAGGAGAAGAUAGAGCACGACGAGCUCGACGUUUCUGGUGACGAAUUCCAGGAUGAUGAUGAAACUCCCCACUUUGAGCCACAGGAGGAUGAAGAUACCAAGGAAUCCAAGACCAGGAUCCGCCGCGAACAAUUGGGAGCGAACCUGUUUGGCGAAGCAGACGAGCAAGAAGUGGACAAGGAACUGCAAGAGCAGCUUAGGGAGGAGUUGGAGAGACAGAAGUAUGGUAAAACGACGAAAAAGGCUCUUAUCAAAAGAGAUCGAGAAGAGAUAUACGAGAGCGACGACUCGGAUUCCAACCCCUGGAGCAGCUCGGAAGCCGGCAAAGAAGAAGAGAAGAAAGACGGAGAGAACAAGGAUGCACAGGGUGACAAGGACAAGGGCAAGCUGCAGAGUGCCAAGGGGUCAACCACCCCGCAAGGCAAGCAGAAGCUCUCCGAGAUGGCCAAGAAGGGCAAAUCUCUCAAGCGCCCCGGCUCGCCUACCCUGUCCGAGUCGAGCGGCAACGAGUCGACGAGGAAGAAGCAGAAGAAGGUUACGGCAGCGGCUCUUGGCAGCCGCCCCGGCACUCCCGGGCUGUCGCAGACCACAGUUCGGCGUCCUAAGAUCACGGCGGGCUCUGGAAGUGACGGAGAAGCCACGGCAGGAGAGAUGUCGGAUGGGGCCAUGCAGAAGAAGAAGAUUAAGCUGGUUGGCAGCUCGAGAGGAACGCCUUCGGCAUCUAGGGCUGGCAGUCCUAAUCCCACCCCGGCUGGUGCUUCUUCUCCCUUAUCAGGUGGGCUGAUUGAGCCAUGGGAGAUUUUGGAGAAGAUCCCGGCGGAUGGAAUCACGAUUGGUGACCUCAUCAACUUAUUCCAGGGGCGUGUCGGAGACGGACCGGGUCGUAUGCCCAGACAAGAGUGGAUCGGGCUCGUUAAGCAGCUCUGCGAUUACGGCCCUGACAAGCGCCUGCGCCGUAGGAAGUGA
Molecule: messenger RNA, 2001 nt
Organism: Trichoderma citrinoviride
Lineage: Eukaryota; Fungi; Ascomycota; Sordariomycetes; Hypocreales; Hypocreaceae
Product: transcription initiation factor
Exons: 3
Coding region: 1-2001 (666 amino acids)
Biological process (GO): positive regulation of transcription elongation by RNA polymerase II; transcription initiation at RNA polymerase II promoter
Cellular component (GO): transcription factor TFIIF complex; nucleus
Molecular function (GO): DNA binding; TFIIF-class transcription factor complex binding; RNA polymerase II general transcription initiation factor activity
Source: RefSeq, a predicted model, not a curated record